Molecule: messenger RNA, 1138 nt
Organism: Patella vulgata (common limpet)
Lineage: Eukaryota; Metazoa; Mollusca; Gastropoda; Patellidae
Product: endoplasmic reticulum junction formation protein lunapark-A
Exons: 10
Coding region: 143-1138 (331 amino acids)
Biological process (GO): endoplasmic reticulum tubular network organization
Cellular component (GO): endoplasmic reticulum tubular network
Source: RefSeq, a predicted model, not a curated record
CCGCCAGUGGGCAAAAACGGGAACUUCCGCCAAAGUCACUUUUUUCUUCAUUUUCGACCUGUAAUGUAGUAUAAAUCGUGUUAAUUUUCGCAAGAAGAAAAGAAAACCCCUUCACAGUAAACCAAAGGGUUCACGCCUCAAUAUGGGUUUGUUAAUAUCCAGAUUCAGACGUCAGAAAACAACCAUUGAAAUAUUGGAAGGAAUUGAUAAGGAUAUAGCCAGUCUACAGAAAUACAGGAGAAAAAAUCAAGAGAAUCAGAAGAAAUUUAUAGCUAGUCUUAUACUAUAUUCUAUAAUACUCUAUAUUAUUGCUGCUGUGGUCUUCAUCUUGUUGUAUUUUCCGGCAAAAUGGAAAGACAGAAUUAUUCAUUCAAUACCCUUGUUGAUUUUUCCCAUUUUAGUAUGGAUUUUAAAGAAACUACUACAUUGGUACUAUGUAAAAAGAACAUCAGAUACAGAUUCAGCAUUAGUAGAAUUGAGAGAAAAGAAGAAACAAAUGCUAGAAGAUGUUAUGGAAAAUGAAACAUAUAAAAAGGCCAGGGAGAUCUUAGAAAAGUUUGAUCCAGCUCGCUACAGACAGUUAGAGAAACCAGAAACUUCACCUAAAUCUGCGACACCAUCAGUGGCACAAACCAGAUUACCUACACCUAGAUCUGUUCAAGCUGUCCAGCAGACCAGACCUCAAACAAUGGCCCCAACCCCACCGCAAUUCAGGCCACGAUCUCCUAUGAACAUGUCAAAUAUACAGCGAACACCAAUUCGAGGUCAACAACAAAUGCAGAACAUGAUGACUCCAGCUCAAAAUGGAAGUCAGAUGUGGAUGAGAUACGAACGUCCACCUGGUCCACCAUUACCGCGUUCUCUUUUACCAAGGGAGAGAACAACUUUUGAUAAAACUGUAGAUUAUUUGUUUGGCGAUGGACCACAAAAUAGAUACGCUUUAAUUUGUAGACAGUGUCAUUCACAUAAUGGUAUGGCACUAAAAGAAGAAUUUGAAUACAUUAGCUUUAGAUGUUGUUAUUGUUUCACUUUCAAUUCUGCAAGAAAACAGAAACCUCAUGCACCAAAAUUAGAAUUUCCAACACCUGUUUUACAGAGAAAAGUAAUACCAAGUAAGUCGACUGAUAAGAUCAUGUAA